Molecule: messenger RNA, 949 nt
Organism: Ipomoea nil (Japanese morning glory)
Lineage: Eukaryota; Viridiplantae; Streptophyta; Magnoliopsida; Solanales; Convolvulaceae
Product: single-stranded DNA-bindig protein WHY2, mitochondrial
Exons: 8
Coding region: 99-758 (219 amino acids)
Biological process (GO): defense response; regulation of DNA-templated transcription
Molecular function (GO): single-stranded DNA binding
Source: RefSeq, a predicted model, not a curated record
UUGUUUUUGGUUCACUCCAAACAAGCACACUCAAAGCAGUCAUUGAACAACUACGGCUCCCGACUCCUUCGCAUUCCCUCCGUCUCUCUCAACUCAAGAUGUUGAAGCUCUCAAAGCUCCUGGGCUCCAGUUUGCGUGGUUUCUCCUCCCAGGCAGGGAUGCCUAUUGCAAAGAAAUAUUUUGAGGCUGAUGGGACAUUGAGAAAAAAAGUAUUUGCCCCCUAUACUAUUUUCAAGGGCAAAGCUGCUCUCUCUGUUGAACCGAGACUUCCAACAUUCAGUAAAUUAAAUUCAGGAGGUUUAAAGGUUGAACGCAAAGGUGUUAUUAUGUUGACAUUCCUUCCUGCCGUUGGUGAGCGCAAAUAUGAUUGGGAAAAGAAGCAAAUGUUUGCUCUGUCGGCAACUGAAGUUGGAACCGUACUAAAUUUGGGUCCUAGUGAUUCUUGUGAAUUCUUCCAUGAUCCUUCAAUGCUACAAAGCAAUGCUGGUGAAGUUAGAAAAACCUUGUCAGUUAAGGCACUUGGUGAUGGCAGUGGUUAUUUCAUGUCUCUUAGUGUUGUCAACAACACCCACAAGACAAAUGAUCGCCUAACAGUUCCAGUUACUGGUGCUGAAUUUUCUGUCAUGCGAACAGCUUUCAAUUUUGCUUUGCCUCACAUCAUGGGGUGGGACCAGUAUACGAAUCUUCAGCAAACGAACACUAGUGAGUUGCCUUCAGGAAAUGUUGCACAAUUUGCGAAGUCGGAAUGGGAACGAUGAAGCUAUAUGAUCUCUGUGAAUAUCUAAUUUGCUCCCAACUUAAAAGUAGUGUAUGUUGCUGCCCUGUACUUGUGACUUUUAGCCUCUCCUAAAUGUGCUAAAGCACACUUGCUGUAUGAUGAUGAACUUUGCCUCUUAUUUGAAGACAUUCUAUUCUUAAAAGCCAUUGACCAAGCUUGGUUGGCAGAUUA